This is a messenger RNA of Staurois parvus, 909 nucleotides long. The record is from the annotation of a GenBank genome assembly. Lineage: Eukaryota; Metazoa; Chordata; Amphibia; Anura; Ranidae.
UUCCCCCCCCCCCCCCCCACGGACCCUGCAUUCACUAUAUCUGCUCUCCCCGGACCCUGCAUUCACUAUAUCUGCUCUCCCCGGACCCUGCAUUCACUAUAUCUGCUCUCCCCGGACCCUGCAUUCACUAUAUCUGGUCUCCCCAGACCCUGCAUUCACUAUAUCUGGUCUCCCCGGACCCUGCAUUCACUAUAUCUGGUCUCCCCGGACCCUGCAUUCACUAUAUCCCCUCUCCCAGGACUCCGCAUUCACUAUAUCCGCUCUCCCUGGACCCUGCAUUCACUAUAUCCGCUCUCCCUAGACCCUGCAUUCACUAUAUCUGGUCUCCCUGGACCCUGCAUUCACUAUAUCUGCUCUCCCCGGACCCUGCAUUCACUAUAUCUGGUCUCCCCGGACCCUGCAUUCACUAUAUCUGGUCUCCCCAGACCCUGCAUUCACUAUAUCUGCUCUCCCCGGACCCUGCAUUCACUAUAUCCGGUCUCCCCUGGACCCUGCAUUCACUAUAUCCGGUCUCCCCUGGACCCUGCAUUCACUAUAUCCGCUCUCCCCAGACCCUGCAUUCACUAUAUCCGCUCUCCCCGGACCCCACAUUCACUAUAUCUGGUCUCCCAGGACUCCGCAUUCACUAUAUCCGCUCUCCCAGGACCCUGCAUUCACUAUAUCCGGUCUCCCCGGACCCUGCAUUCACUAUAUCUUGUCUCCCACAACCCUGCAUUCACUAUAUCUGGUCUCCCCGGACCCUGCAUUCACUAUAUCUGGUCUCCCCGGACCCUGCAUUCACUAUAUCUGGUCUCCCCGGACCCUGCAUUCACUAUAUCUGGUCUCCCCAUACCCUGCAUUCACUAUAUCCGGUCUCCCCGGACCCUGCAUUCACUAUAUCCGGUCUCCCCGGACCCUGCAUUCACUAUA